GGGCUGCAGUGAUGACGCGGGGGCGUGGCGCGAGUCGAGGUUGCCCCUCGCGCAGCUCAGAGCGCGGAGAGGAGAUCAACGCGCGGAGGGGUGUGUGUGUAUGAAUGUGUGUAGAGAGUGUGUGUCCACGUCUCAUACCCCCUACCUGGGCUCACGCUCUGAUAGUGUGCUCUAGUCGUCGGUACCGGAGGUUCCUCGCGCCGCGAUGGCAGCUGGCGGCCGCUUCUGAUCCAGUCUCGCGCCACUUGGUAGAACAGGUUCGAGGUUCGGGUUGGGCUCGCGGAGACCCGGGCUGGUUCCUCCGCUCGUGCCAAGGAUUAAACGCGUUCGACGUGCUCGUGAAGACCAGCUGCACUCCCUCCUCUACCGAUGAGCUCCAUGCCGUUAAACCUCGAGCACCACCACCACUUUACCGGGAGUAAGCACGCGCUGGCUAUGGCGUCCACCUUACAGCCGCUUCAGCGCGCGGGGGACACGAAGCACCGGCUGGACGUGCACGCGGUGUCGGACACCUCGAGCCCCGAGUCUGCCGUAUGUAUCGUGCCCACAGAGAAGGAGAAGAGCGGGAAGCAGGCGGCUGAGGACGCCUCUGACGACCCGUCCAAGAAGAAGCGGCAGCGGCGGCAGCGGACGCAUUUCACGAGCCAGCAGCUGCAGGAGCUCGAGGCCACGUUCCAGCGGAACCGCUACCCCGACAUGAGCACGCGCGAAGAGAUCGCGGUCUGGACCAACCUGACAGAGGCGCGCGUGCGGGUCUGGUUCAAGAACCGGCGCGCCAAGUGGCGGAAGCGCGAGCGGAACCAGCAGGCGGAGCUGUGCAAGAGCGGCUUCGGCCCGCAGUUCAACGGCCUCAUGCAGCCGUACGAGGACAUGUACCCGAGCUACACGUACAACAACUGGGCCGCCAAGGGCCUGGCGUCCGCCUCGCUCAGCACCAAGAGCUUCCCCUUCUUCAACUCCGUGAACCCGCUGUCCUCCCAGGCCAUGUUCCCGCCCUCAUCCAUGGGCAUGGGCUCCGGCAUGGUCCCCCCCGGGGCGGGCCUCAACUCCGGACUCAACUCCGGCCUCAACUCCCUCAACAACCUCAGCAACCUCAACAACCCGGCGCUCAACCCCGCCGGCGGCGUGUCCGCGCCCGCCUGUCCGUACGCGCCCCCGACGCCGCCCUACGUGUACCGGGACACGUGUAACUCCAGCCUGGCAAGCCUCAGACUCAAAGCCAAGCAGCACUCCAGCUUCGGGUACGCGAGCGUCCAGAACCCGGCGUCGAACCUGAGCGCGUGUCAGUACGCGGUGGACAGACCCGUCUAGCCCCGCACCACCCCCUCCCCUCCCCUCCCCCUGAUCCUGUGACCCCCACGACCUCUUCCGGGCCGCCCCUCGUCCCGCGAGCAGAGGAGGUCUGGACCGGGAGUGGGUUUUGCGCGGUUCGGUAGGAGGUUUUCCCCGGGACUCGGUACACGGGCCUUGGUACCCGGGACUCGGUACCCGGGACUCGCUACCCGGUUGGACUCGAUGGUUGUAAAUAUUCUCGGUCUCUAACGACCGCCGCAUGUGAACCCAACGGAUCCUGAUUUGCUUGCAGCACAAAGGGAAUGUACAUAGGCGCCCCGCCGCGUGCUCUAACAUAUUAAUAACUAAUAUUAAUGUCGUGUGGGUCUGGGUUAGUAGAACAAGUUUCACGUGUCCCGCCGUUUCUCUCUCUGUACGGAAUAAUGUCUCAUUUUUUUCAACAUCAAAAAAUAAACUAUUGUGUUUUAUUUAAUGGAAGUAAAUAUAUUGUUCAAAAUA
Messenger RNA from Gadus macrocephalus (Pacific cod), 1791 nucleotides. It is a transcript of the gene pitx2, whose product is annotated as paired-like homeodomain 2. The transcript has 3 exons. NCBI's taxonomy places the organism in Eukaryota, Metazoa, Chordata, Actinopteri, Gadiformes, Gadidae. The record is from RefSeq and is a predicted model, not a curated record. The coding region runs from base 370 to 1311 and encodes 313 amino acids. Gene Ontology annotation, molecular function: DNA-binding transcription factor activity, RNA polymerase II-specific; RNA polymerase II cis-regulatory region sequence-specific DNA binding. Gene Ontology annotation, cellular component: nucleus. Gene Ontology annotation, biological process: regulation of transcription by RNA polymerase II; anatomical structure morphogenesis.